Mesitornis unicolor (brown roatelo) is the source of this 2022-nucleotide messenger RNA. Its product is annotated as nucleolar RNA helicase 2-like. Gene Ontology annotation, molecular function: helicase activity; ATP binding; RNA binding. The record is from RefSeq and is a predicted model, not a curated record. The transcript has 14 exons. NCBI's taxonomy places the organism in Eukaryota, Metazoa, Chordata, Aves, Mesitornithiformes, Mesitornithidae. The annotation marks the transcript as partial.
AAGGAGAAAAAAGUGAAGAAAUCUAAACGCCGUGACAAACCUGAGAAGAGAAAGACUCCAACGGAUUCAAGUGAGGAGUCGGAGGAUGACGUUGAGCCCCCGAAACUCAAGAAAUCAAGGAGUGAAGUUAAACAAAACGGUGAAACAAGAGAAGAAAGCCCGAAGACCACGAGCUUAUCUUCCUUAAAUGUUAAAUCCACCCCCAAAAAACAGAACAACAAUUCUAGUGAAAUGCCAAAUGGUGAUGGUGACAGUGAGCAAGAGCAGGAGAUGACUGAAGAACAGAAAGAGGGUGCUUUCUCCAAUUUUGCUAUUUCCAAAGGGACUGUUCAGCUUCUUCAAGCUCGAGGAGUGACAUACCUGUUUCCUGUGCAAGUGAAGACCUUUGACCCAGUAUAUUCUGGCAAAGAUGUAAUCGCUCAAGCACGAACUGGAACAGGGAAAACAUUCUCUUUUGCUAUUCCCUUAACUGAAAAGCUUCAGGGAGACUCAGAGGAAAGAAAAAGAGGCCGUUUACCAAAGGUACUAGUUCUUUGUCCAACGAGAGAGCUGGCAAACCAGGUUGCCAAAGAUUUCAAGGACAUCACAAGAAAGCUAACAGUGGCUUGUUUUUAUGGAGGAACUCCAUAUAAUGGACAAUUUGAUCUCAUAAGAAGUGGCAUUGACAUUUUGGUUGGGACCCCUGGUCGAAUCAAGGACCAUAUUCAAAGUGGCAAGCUGGACCUUACCAAGGUGAAACAUGUUGUACUUGAUGAAGUUGACCAGAUGCUGGACAUGGGAUUUGCUGAGCAAGUGGAAGACAUAUUGCGAGUUGCAUACAAGAAAGAUUCUGAAGACAAUCCCCAGACACUGCUGUUUUCUGCAACUUGCCCACACUGGGUGUAUGAUGUGGCUAAGAAAUACAUGAAGUCUAAAUAUGAACAGAUUGACCUUAUUGGGAAAAGAACUCAAAAAGCUGCUACAACAGUGGACCAUUUGGCAAUAGAAUGUCACUGGACUCAGAGAGCUGCGGUUAUUGGAGAUGUCAUUCAGGUCUACAGUGGCAGCCAUGGGAGGACCAUCGUCUUUUGUGAGACCAAAAAAGAGGCAAAUGAACUGGCUCUAAAUGCUUCAAUCAAACAGGAUUGCCAGUCAUUGCAUGGUGACAUUCCUCAGAAGCAAAGAGAGAUCACACUGAAAGGUUUCAGAAAUGGUACAUUUAAAGUUCUGGUUGCCACCAAUGUAGCUGCCCGUGGUUUAGAUAUCCCUGAAGUUGACCUGGUUGUACAAAGUUCACCACCAAAGGAUGUGGAGUCCUAUAUCCAUCGUUCUGGACGCACAGGUCGAGCUGGACGGACUGGGAUCUGCAUCUGUUUUUAUCAGCGCAAGGAGGAAUAUCAGUUGAGACAUGUGGAACAAAAAGCGGGCAUUACAUUCAAGCGUGUUGGUGUUCCUACUGCAAGAGAUAUAAUAAAGGCUUCCAGCAAAGAUGCCAUCAGGUGCCUGGAUUCUGUUUCCCAGACUGCAAUUGACUAUUUCAAAGAAUCUGCUCAAUUGCUUAUACAAGAAAAGGGACCAGUUGAUGCUCUGGCUGCAGCUCUAGCCCAUAUUUCAGGUGCUACUUCCAUUGAACAGCGCUCACUGCUGAACUCGGAUGUGGGAUUUGUUACAAUGAUACUACGCUGCUCAGAAGAAAUAAACAAUAUGAGCUAUGCUUGGCGAGGACUGCGAGAACUGUUGGGUGACGAUGUUGAUCGGAAGGUGACCAGAAUGUGUUUCCUCAAGGGAAGAAAGGGUGUGUGCUUUGAUAUUCCUGCAGCAGAACAAAAGAACGUAGAGGCAAAAUGGGAAGAUUCAAAACAAUGGCGUUUGUGUGUAGCAACUGAAUUACCUGAGUUGGUAGAACCACAGCGAGCAGGAGGCGGCGAAGGAAAUGGCCGAAGCUUCUCAGGCUCUAGGAAUGGAUGGCGUGGUAACUCUGGCAGAAACAGAUUCAGAAGCAGAAGCCAGAAACGAAGUUUUGACAGAGCAUUUGAUCGUUAA